UCAUCAUUUAAAAGCACCAAGUCGAGAGAGGGAGAGAGAGGGGGAGAGAGAGGUGCAGUUGAGAGAGACAGCCUCUUAGAGCUGUGAGGCAGAAGUGAUGGAUUCAGCCCACAGAAAAGUGACAGUCUUCUCCUAACGGGCCACAGGCAGUGCACAACCUGCCCAGGACUCUCACUGUUUAUCAGGAAACUACCUCCACCAUCCUACUAAAGUUGUCUCUUGAAAUUGUCUCAACUUUUUCUAAGGGGAUUUUUUUUUUUUUUGGAACAAUCUACUCAAUGUUUGUUGAGGAGUUUCUGGAAAGUUGAGCUUCUCUUGGGUUAAUGACAGUCUUUUAAUAAUAGGCUUUAAAAAGCACCACUACCUCUCUACUACUGGAAUGGACUAAGGUGACAAAGAGCGAGUAACUAGACGGGCAGAGCACAGAAAGGGGAAGAGGAGGACGCAGCUUUCACACUUGGGAUGACUUUCAACCAAGAGAAACUUCAAACAGCUCUGGCAGGAGGGCAAGGCAACUGAGGGAGCCUCAUCAGUACUGUGCAGUAAUCUCGUAAGCAUUAUGGUAGUGUUUGGAUAAGGGGGCUUUGAGGCAGAAUGCUGGAACUUAUCGAAACAAUUCCCAAGACCCCCUGCCUCCCUGUCUGAGAUCACAAGCAAGACGUUGGGCGAGUUGGACACUAACUCAUGGAGCCCCCUUCAGUGGUCCUGCUGGGGUUCCUUCUCGUUUAUGGACUAGUCUGCGGUGCCCAGCAGACGCAGAGAAGUCCGUCAGAGAGCAGCAAUGGAAGGGAAAGAACCCAAGAAUUUGAGAGCAGUGAAGAUGGUCUUGAGAGAGAAUUUCUCUAUGCUGGAAGGAGCAAACGUGCUCCGGCUGACUCACCACAGGACAAGUGCUCCUACACUUUCAUUGUACCUCAACAAAAAGUGACCGGAGCCAUCUGUGUCAACUCCAAGGAGCCGGAGGCAAUGCUGGAGAACCGGGUCAACAAACAAGAGUUAGAGUUGCUAAAUGUGGAGCUACAGAAACAGAAGAGACAGAUCGAGACCCUGCAACAGUUAGUGGAGGUGGACGGAGGAAUUGUCAAUGAGGUCAAGCUUCUGAGGAAGGAGAGUCGAAACAUGAACUCCAGAGUCACUCAGCUGUACAUGCAGCUGCUCCAUGAGAUCAUCAGGAAGAGAGACAAUGCCCUAGAACUGGCACAGAUGGAGAACAAGAUCCUGAACCAAACUUCUGAGAUGCAACAGCUAACCAGUCGAUACAAAGAUCUCGAACACAAGUACCAGCACUUGGCUUCUUUAGCCACGAAUCAAUCAGCUCUUAUUGCCCUGUUGGAGGAGCAGUGCCAGAGCAGACCUCCUCCCCGUCAUGUUCCUGUUCCCCAGCCACGGCCUCAGCCACCUCCACAAUCGCCUCCUCUCAACAAGCCAUACCAGCCACCGGUACUUCCACGUAUCAACAACCCGAUCAGCAAUGAGAUCCAGAGUGACCAAAAGUCCCUCCCACCUCUUCUUCCAACAAUGCCCACUGGUACACACAGUCCAUCCACCACUGACAAGCCCUCUGGUCCAUUUAGGGAUUGCCUGCAGGCUCUGGAAGACGGCCACACUGCCAGCGGCAUGUUUCUGGUGAAGCCAGAAAAUGCCAACCGACUAAUGCAGGUGUGGUGCGACCAGAGACACGACCCAGGUGGCUGGACCGUGAUCCAGAGGAGGGUGGACGGCUCUGUCAACUUUUUCAGGAACUGGGAGACAUACAAGCAAGGUUUUGGCAAUAUUGACGGCGAGUACUGGCUGGGUCUGGAGAACAUAUACUGGCUGACUAACCAGGGAAACUACAAACUGCUGGUCACGCUGGAGGACUGGUCUGGCAGAAAAGUGUUUGCAGAGUAUGCCAGCUUCAGAGUGGAGCCUGAAGCCGACUUCUACAAGCUCAGGGUGGGCCGUUACCAUGGCAACGCCGGAGAUUCGCUCACCUGGCAUAACGGCAAACAGUUCACAACACUGGACAGGGAUCAUGAUGCAUAUACAGGUAAUUGUGCCCACUACCAGAAGGGAGGCUGGUGGUACAACUCUUGCGCCCACUCAAAUCUGAAUGGAGUAUGGUAUAGAGGAGGACACUACCGCAGCCGUUAUCAAGAUGGAGUCUACUGGGCCGAGUUCAGAGGAGGAGCCUAUUCGCUAAAGAAAGUAGUCAUGAUGAUCCGUCCAAACCCAAACACUUUCCAUUAAAAAAAAAAACACAUACUGUACUGUAUCUCUCACUAAACUGACAUCUUUACAGGCCUGAUACUGUUUUUUUUGUUUGCUUAAUGGAGUAGCACCAGACCAAGUCAGAUGACAAAGAGAAAGAUGAUGUUGAAAGUGCAAUAUCAAAACAUCAGGACAAUACUGGUCCCUCUAAGAAUCCAACAAAUGUGUGCACUUUUAUUAAGUCGUCUGCACACUUCUCCCUUUUACACGAGACAUAGGAAGACAUGCUCAUUGCUCAGGAGUUACUUUAAAUACAUUUUGGCAAACAACACCUUUAGGUAACAGUGCUCUCAUUUGAUCUGAGAGAAUAAAUAAGUAGCUUUGGGAUAGGAAUCAUACAAUAUAUAUUUAGUAUGUAACAAGCAAAUGAGGUUGACACAGGAAAUGUAUCCAGUGACUAUCUUUUAAUUUCAUUCUAAAUACAUUUUUCAAACGUGUAAUUUCUAGGAACCGUAACAUUUAUUGACUUGUAAUACAGCCUUGAUAGUCUGGCCAGUUUUUUUUGUCUUUUUUGUCAAUUGCAGCAAAAUGUACUUUACAAAACAGUGCCAGUGUCUUUUCUAACAUUAAAACUGUUAAUACAAAACCCUGAUGUUAUCAACAGUCUGUUAAUGCAAAUUUUGAUUAAAAAAAGAAUCAACUCAUUAUUAAAAUUUGAGAAGGUACAUUCUCUUUAAUGUCCUGCUUUUAUUUUUAUUUUGUCAUACUUGUUCUGAAAUCUUGAAAUGCUUAAACAGGUAUCCAUCAAUUUGCUUGUAUGAAUCAAGCACUGUAUUUACUGUAUAAAUUUAGCGGUUUGUUGAUGUCAAUGAAUCCAACACAUUGCGUUUGUACAUAAGAUAUUUGUAAUAUAAUGUAUUAAAACUUGUUAUGUCACUAUUACGUUGCAAUAAAAUAUGUACAGCUUG
Acanthochromis polyacanthus (spiny chromis) is the source of this 3158-nucleotide messenger RNA. RefSeq names its product angiopoietin-like 2b (gene angptl2b). NCBI's taxonomy places the organism in Eukaryota, Metazoa, Chordata, Actinopteri, Pomacentridae. The transcript is spliced from 6 exons. The coding region runs from base 685 to 2229 and encodes 514 amino acids. The record is from RefSeq and is a predicted model, not a curated record.